UCCCUGCCAUCAUUUGCCCAUGCUGUUUUCAAUAAAUAUUGUAUGUGGUCUCUGGCUUUGGUGCUGAUCAUGUGAAUCGUCGGGUUGAGAGGAGGAAGGUAUCCUGAAUGAGCACAUCAGAUGAUGGAAUUUCCCCCAGAGACCACAACUGCUCGUCCACAACUGUCUCCCUCCGAAAUUAGAUAAGAGAGAAGCGCCAGGAGGUUACAGCCGGGAAGAUGUUCUGCGCCAAGCUGAAAGAGCUGAAGAUAUCCGGAGAGUGUCCGUUCUCUGCCAGCGCCAAAAAUAAUGAGCUCGGAGACUUUGAGGAGCGCUCAACUGAGACGGCGGAUUUAUUGCCUGUUUCCAAGGACGUGCACGGAAAAACAGGUGAGGGUGUACCUCGAAAGAAGACAAGCAGAGCCAAAGUUAACCUGCAUACACUUGGGGAUAGCAUCCGAAAACUGGCAUGUCCCGAGUUUCAAAGGCUGCACACUGCCCUCCAACGAAUGAUGACACUAUCAGAUCACAGCAGGGACUCUGAAAGUCUAGCAAUUUCCUGUUCACAUCACCAGAGCUGUAGCAGUGAACCAGAGCAUUUAUUAGAGAUGAUGAACAUUCAUUCUGUCAAAACAGGAAUCCCGAUAGAAGCUUUGAAAAUUGCUCUUGGUGAGGAGAUUUUUAAUAUGUGUUACGAAGAGGACAGCCACAUUUUGACGGUGGUGGGGGGAGCGCUCCACGACUUCCUCAACAGCUUCAAUGUCUUGUUGAAACAGAGCAGCAUGCUGCCCAACCCGGAUAGACGAGAUUGUGUAAACGAACCUUCGGUACUCUGCUUAGACAAAGAUCCGGGCCUGCUUACUGUCUAUUUCUUCAACCCUUGCACCACCACUGAGCUCUUUUUCCCAGGAGUCAUCAAAGCUGCUGCCCGCCUGUUGUACAACACCACUGUGGAUGUGGUGAUGGACCUCCAACAUGGCAGAGACACCAUCUUGCAAUCCAGUCCACAGCCCAGCCUCCUGUACACAGUUGUAGUUAAGGAUACAAAAAAUCUGAGCCCCAGUCCGUUGCGGGCUACCUCAGCUGGGACCCUUCCUACCUCUCUCUUUUCCACUAUCUUCCCUUUCCAUCUGAUACUUGACCAGGAUCUGGUUCUGGUGCAAGUAGGACACGGGCUCAGGAAAAGACUGAUCAGGAAGGAUGGACUCAGACGGUUUAGUACCUUCCAAGACCACUUCUCUAUUGUGUCCCCCCAGAUCAAAUGUACCUUUCAGGGUAUCCUCACUAUGCUAAAUGCACAGUUUAUCAUUCGGAUAAAGCAUGGAGUCACCACCACAGAUAACACAGGAAAGACGAUGCUCUUCUCUGAUAUUGUGGGCUUCACGGCUGUUUGCUCAAUCUGUACGCCCAUGCAAGUGAUCACCAUGCUCAAUGAGCUAUACACCAGGUUUGACCACCAAUGUGGAGAGCUUGAUGUGUAUAAGGUGGAGACCAUUGGUGAUGCAUACUGUGUAGCUGGUGGCUUGCACAGGGAGAGUGACACUCAUGCUGUUCAAAUUGCACUCAUGGCUUUAAAGAUGAUGGAGCUUUCAAAUGGAGUUAUGACGCCAACGGGAGAACCAAUACAGAUGCGUAUCGGCCUCCACACUGGUUCAGUACUUGCUGGUGUAGUUGGGGUUAAGAUGCCUCGCUACUGCCUUUUUGGGAACAAUGUCACAUUGGCCAACAAGUUUGAAUCAUGCAGCCAACCUAGAAAAAUCAACAUCAGCCCCACAACCCACAGAUUGCUGAAGGGUCGCCCAGAGUUCGUGUUUGUUCCCAGGAGCAGACAGGAGCUUCCGGCCAACUUUCCAGACGACAUCCCUGGAGUUUGUUACUUUUUGGAGGCGUCUGUCAAAACUUCAAAACUGAAUAUGAAAUGAAGUCAUGUGACAGAUCCCAAAAACGUUAGCUAUGGAGUAAUAUAAACCUAUCUAGUGAACACAGUGCAACAACCUUGUAUAUCUUGGUUUUGGUUGAGUUGAUGUCGAUGAUAGUGUCUUCGAGUCAAACUCUUGCAGUUGCUUAAUUACAGAGAUGUCAGUUUACUGUCAAACAUGAGUCUUGUCUCUGUACAAUUAUCCAUUUGUACAGUUGUUGUAGAAACUUACUUCAUCUUUCUUCCAGAAUGAGUCAUCUGCGCAAACUGAUAUGAUAUAAAAGUAGCUUUCAUUUCUAGCUCCUGCCAGAGAUAUAGAAGUGCUGUCAAGAGAGGACUUUGGGACUGUUGUUCUAAGACUGUUGUCUGUAAAAAAUAGUAUAAAAUGUAUAGUAAAUGCACCAAAAAGCAUACAAAUUUUUAAAAAGAGUCAUUAAAGUUUUUAAUCUUGUAAAAUGUGGCUAUGUUACAAAAAUACAUUUUUGAUAUGAUGACCUGUAAAUGUCUGACUGCCCAGACUAGGUACCUGGUAAAGCAAUGUGUCCCAGAAUUACAUACAAAUAAUAAAAAUAAAUAAAUAAAUAAAAAUAUAUUCUUUAAUAACAUAUAACACAAACAAUUAAACUAUGUUAAGAGUUUAGGAUUAAACCUUUGAACCAAUGAAGCAAUGCCGAGCAGAUCAAGGUGCCUUAUGCAAGCUCUACAGGCAGGAUCAUAUGUUGGUUUACAAACAAAUGCUUUUAUUUAUUUAUUUUAUUUUUUAAUAAAAC
Pundamilia nyererei is the source of this 2667-nucleotide messenger RNA. It is a transcript of the gene gucy1a1, whose product is annotated as guanylate cyclase 1 soluble subunit alpha 1. Lineage: Eukaryota; Metazoa; Chordata; Actinopteri; Cichliformes; Cichlidae. Gene Ontology annotation, biological process: cGMP biosynthetic process; response to oxygen levels. The record is from RefSeq and is a predicted model, not a curated record. Gene Ontology annotation, molecular function: heme binding; guanylate cyclase activity. Bases 219 to 1901 code for a protein of 560 amino acids. The transcript is spliced from 8 exons. Gene Ontology annotation, cellular component: guanylate cyclase complex, soluble.